Molecule: messenger RNA, 4884 nt
Organism: Gambusia affinis (western mosquitofish)
Lineage: Eukaryota; Metazoa; Chordata; Actinopteri; Cyprinodontiformes; Poeciliidae
Product: AT-rich interactive domain-containing protein 3B-like
Exons: 9
Coding region: 319-2163 (614 amino acids)
Biological process (GO): regulation of transcription by RNA polymerase II
Cellular component (GO): nucleus
Molecular function (GO): DNA binding
Source: RefSeq, a predicted model, not a curated record
ACCGGAGAAAAAAAAAAAACGACAGGGAGUUACCUCAGCGCUUUCCGAGGUAUGAGAUUGGGUCAUUUACCACCCUGCUCCCUUAUCUAUUAAAGGAGGAAAUCACGAAUUUUACGAAAGCGGUGGAAAACGGACAGAAACACGGGCAAACCUGGAGAACUGGCCCAGGAGAAAACGUCGGAUAGCUCCUUUUUCUCCUUCUCCCGGCGGAUCAGUCGGAAUCUGAGGGGCGUGCACGCGCGCAUGCGUGUGUGUUUACAAGUGUUUGAACUAGAGCCAGAAACGAGGGAAGGAGGAUAAAACCCCAAGGAAAGAGGGAUGGUGGACAACUCCAGCAGUAGCAAGGCGCAAAUGCCAAGCAUGUCUCAGGAGCCCAGUGUGGCUUUUCCACAGAGCACCUCUACAGGGGGAAUGAAGCUGGAGGCAGUGAUGGAGCAGCUCCAGCGCCAGCAGCAGGCCCGUCUGGAAAUGGAGAGGAAGGAACGGAAGCUGCGAGAGGCCCACAUCAUGUACGCUCAGCAGGUUGCAGCCCAGCAGGCCAUUCUGGCUGCAGCCCGGGCUUCUGGGGCAAGCUUCAUGGGCAAAGGCAUGGCCGGAGGCGUUCCUGCGGCCGGCUUGCCUCCUCGGGUGUCCAAUCAGAGCAGCGUGGACUCGGAAAGAGAAGAGGAUGAGGACAGAGGCCGGGAUUCAGGGGAUGAGGAUGACGACAACGAGAUGAUGGAGGGGGACGAGGGCAGCGACGAGGAUGAGGGAAACGCCAGCGGCCUGGAGUUUCUCCGCAAGCAGACCCUGGCUCUGCAACAGAACGCCUCCCGCAUCCCAGCCCGUCCGUUCGCAGGCUACUCCAUGUCGGCCCCCCAGAGAGCUGCCUCCCCACCUGUUAGAGUGAAGCAGGAACCUGAUGAGGGCAUGUCCCCUGCAGGGCCAAACUUAUCUGCCUCUCCUAAUGGACAGGCCGACUGGGGAUUUGAUGACCACUUCAGACAGAAUGGCAGUGCUGGAUGGACAGAUGAGGCUGACAGUAACAGAGGAAGAGGAGAAGCAUCCAGAGACUUUGCUAAGCUGUAUGAGCUGGACAAUGAUCCGAAAAGGAAGGAAUUUUUGGAUGAUCUCUUUACCUUCAUGCAGAAACGAGGAACCCCGGUCAAUCGUAUUCCCAUCAUGGCCAAGCAGGUCCUGGAUCUGUACAUGCUCUACAAGCUGGUAACGGAGAAAGGCGGCCUUGUGGAGGUUAUCAACAAGAAGAUCUGGAGAGAAAUCACCAAGGGACUCAACCUGCCUACAUCCAUCACCAGCGCUGCUUUCACUCUGCGCACACAGUACAUGAAAUAUCUGUACCCGUAUGAGUGUGAGAGGAAAGGUCUCAGCUCCCCGGGCGAGCUGCAAGCCGCCAUCGACAGUAACCGGCGCGAGGGCCGUCGUCCUAGCUACAGCAGCAGCCUCUUCCGCUUCUCUCCUUCUCCAAGCACGGCGCCCCACAUCCUCUCUCCUCCCAAGAUGCAUCUGGCAGGCCUUGGCGCCGGGACCUCGGUCGCCCUCAAUGGCCUGCAGGCUUCUCCAGGACCCUCUCUGAAGAAAGAAGACCUGACCCCUGCGAUUAUGGCUGCAAGACCUCCCCUUGCGCUUUCUCUGGGUCAGCAGCAGGUGGCUGGUUUGGCGAGAGCCGCCACCCUGGAGCAGCUCAGAGAAAAACUGGAGACCAGCGGAGGCGGAGAGGGGCCAGAGAGAAAGAUGGCCCGCCUGGCAGAGGAGCAGCAGCGCCUCAUGCAGCAGGCUUUCCAACAUAACCUGCUGGCCAUGGCGUCCCAGAUGCCCAUGAAUCUGCGCUUGGGAGCUCCCACCAUCACCACCAGAGGUCAGCGCUGCCAAGAUGAGAAGCAGCAGGAUAUGUCUCUUAGCAUCUCCACCAAUGGGAAUGCCAGCAUCACUGUAUCUGUGGAGGUUAAUGGCACAAUCUACUCAGGAACCCUGUUUGCCCAGAAGUCUGGCGGGGCACCAGGGCCUGUUGUUGCUGCUAGUGCCGCCUCAUCAUCCCCUGCUGGACCCAGCUCAAGCUUUGGCUUCUCUGCUCCCCAGGCCCAGACCCUCAGCCCCACACCCUCCUCCACCUCCUCCUCCAAGGGCUCCGGCUCCGCUGAGCUGGCGCCCAGCAGUUCCCCCUAACUCGAGCUUUCCUUUGUACCCGCUCCCUAGGCCGCUGCUCCACAGCAAGGCCCCAGCAUGAAUAUACAGUACAAUGAGAAACCGAUAAGAAUAAGAAACUGUUGCACAACAAAUACCUCAACAACCCUGUCAACCUUUUGGCUGUCCAAUUAUGAACAUAGAGCCCCAGAAUAUUACAUAAACCCACUUCUCUGCAUUGAAUUCAUCACAUGCAUAGAUAUACACAAAUCAAAAUACACAAUCUACACACUCAUACACUUGUUAAUCCUAGUGUAGAUGCUAAACACAAUCAGCUCAGCCAAAACCCACUGACAGGCGUAUUCACAACUGAACUUGAAUAGUUUUAUUUUAGGACAUUUUGUUUGUUUUGUUGCCAUUUUGUUCUCUUUUUGAUUUUUGUUUUUUUAGAAUGACUUUUUCAGUUUUUCUCUUUUUACAUACCUCAAAUCAAGUAACCUGCAGUGGUGUCUUUACCUCAGGAGCUGUAGAAUAUUUAACCUGAAUCAACUUUAUUUUUGUAUUCUGUUUAAACUUGUUGCAAUCAGGGGAAGUCGGGUAUCUCUCACCAACACAACCUCAUGUACAGCGCACUCACCUCACAGCAAUAGGCCUCCAACCCAGGCCACUCAGGUCUGUAACACACUGUAGUGUUGAACUCAGACUGGUGAAUGAUAAAGAUGAUGCUGUAGAUCGGCAGAUUAAAUACCUCAUUUCACAACUACCCUCAGUAAAAGACCUUUACAACAGUAGGAAGCACUAACCUAUACACGAGCAUCUCAAUAAAUUCAAGUAUCUUUGAAAAUGUAAUUUGAUUCAAGAAUGGAAAUCCACCGCCUCAGUCAUGCAUUUCAAGUGUUAAUCUGUUAAUUUUAAUGAUUAGGGCUUACAGCUAAUGAAAACAAAAAACAUAUUUCAGUUUCUUAGAAAAAAUAAUUAUUUCAUGUACAAAUAUAGGCCUACUGUAAAAUAUGUUCACUCAAUACCUAGUUGAAGCUCCUUUCGCAGGAAUUACUCCCAUCAAUGCGACCUGACAGGGAGGUGAUCAGCCUGCGGCUCUGCUGGUCUCUAUUAUUGGAUCCCGUGUCUCUCAUCUUUUACGUAACGGCACCCUGGUGGGUCUCAGUGGAGUUCAGGUCAGGCCAGUUUGCUGGCCAUUCGAACCCAGUGAUACCAUGUUCAUUAAGGCACAUACUGGGACUUUGAAAAGGUACCAAGUCCUGCCAAGUUAAAAUUUCUUGGUAGAUGGCUUGUUCAUGUCCUGAAUAAGUCUUUGUGUGUCGGGGGAUCCUUCAGGCUGCCGUCUAUGCUUUGUUAAAUUCCCCCAAGUUUUUAAAUGGACAUUUUUUUACCUACUUCUGGUCUUCCCUAUGCUUAACAUUAUGCUGAAAUUCUGUACUGUGUUCACAGCCAGCUUCUUUAUCAAGAGCUUUUACUUUCCUAGCACAUUGCAAAAACACAAUAUCUAUUAGUAUUGGUCUAGUUUCUAGUGCAAAUAUAUUCAGUGUAUUUGAAAUGAUAUAAAACUAAGCUACCGGUAAUUUUUCAGCAAAAUAUUGGAGGCUGAUUUAAGUAAAUAACUUCUUUAUUUUUCCUGGCAGAUUAUUUCACUUAUAAUUGUUAUAAGUGAAAUAAUCUGCAUGUGGAACUAAUAAUUUAUUAUCAGUAUUAAAGAAUUAUUUACUUGAAACAAGCCAGGUGUCUUGAUGAAAAGUUACCUUUAAGUUUGUUUUGUUUUAUUGUACAUGUACUAAGAUAUUUGCACUAGAAACUUGGCCAAAAAUAAUUGGUAAGAUUUAGUUUUUUCACAAUGCAAGGCUGUUAGUAACUGUGCUGUAAGCAGUCUUCCCCAUUAUUAUGAUACGAUAACAUGAAAUAUCUGCACUAAAAGCUUUAUUAAUAGAUUUUAUUUAACGUUCUAAUUAUCUGAGAAACUGAAUUUUUGGGCUUCAUCCCUGCCCAUUAACCCCAAUCAUCAAAACUAACAGAAAGUAACUGCUUGAAAUAAAUUGAUUCUUUGUGUAAGAAAUCUACAUCACAUAAUUUUAACUUUUUUGAAUUGAGGCGCUGAAAUAAAUGUACUUUUUGAAUAUAUUUCUAUCUGUUGAGAUGCACUUUUAGUUCAGUUGCUCACAGGCCUGUUUUUAACGACUUAACGCACAAAGUUUGUGGGGGAACAGCAGCUCUUGUCCAUCAACAAGCCCAGUAGACCCUGAGCCCCUGUCUCUAGUCAGACCUACUGUGGCAUUCCAAACCCAGCUACACGGUCCCAUUUCGUCACCCCCACCCUGUAUUUUAGUUUGCAUCCUUCCACCUGACUGUCCAGUAGGACGGCGUCUUCAUCAGUAAGUAGUUCCCAGACCUCACACUGGCCUCUCUCUUCUGGAGGGCGUCUCUCUCAGGAAGCAAAGUGACAACCGCAAGGAAUCACUGAUAAUUUAAAGAAGAUUCAUUCGUGAAGAAUGCACAAGACUACGUGACUGUUUCGAAAAAGAAAAAAAAGAAAAUACCUCAUUAGACUCUCUGAAAGCGAGAGCAACACUACAUACCUCGGCUGUGAAGCCAAAUCCUGCCUGAACUGAAACUGAGAUGGAUGUACUGACACACUGCGGGUGGGUUUUGGGGAGAAAAAAAAUAUUAAAGAGUUGGGAGGGGUUUGCUUUCUUUCUGCUGUAUUUACUCAUAGACCCUGUUUCAUGCAUUCUUUUUUCCUGCUAUUUUUUC